UUUAACGAGCAGACGAUUUUCUUCUCCAGACAGGAACGUUGGAGUUGUGUUCUACUGUGGCUGCUCCCGAUCACAGAUCGGGUUAAAGGAAAAUGGAGUUACUCCGGCUAGUGGUGUUUGUAAUCGUGCUUUGUGCAGUGAUCGGAAAUACAUGGGCUCAAAACAGAGGCAGUGUGAGAUACGUUCCACCUGAGGAAUACGAUGGGGAAAGCAGACGAGCUCAGCAUCCUCCACCCACCAGAGGAAGUUCCACAAGGCGUCAGAGGCCAACCAAGGCUCCAGAAUCAUCCGUUCUGGAUGAAGAACAUCAAGUUUAUCAGCCCCCUCCAAACCGUGAAAGAACUUCUUUCAGAAGAAAUCCAACACGUGAUGCUCUUCCUCAAUCUAUACCCGUUAGAAACGAGGAAAAAACUCGAUUUUCCCCAACAACAGUCAAAGAAUUACCUCAUAUAACUACAGCAGCUCCAGAAGGACGGCCUCAAGGAAGAAGGCGUAGACCAAAGAAGAGGAGGAGACCUCAGGCGGCUGUUGCGAAGGCAACAGAAGGGCAAAAUUUGGAAGAUCCGUCAAGUGACAAAGUAUCUGAAUUAUUAGAUUCUGACCAGAAAAGGUCUCAGCCAUUCCAUGGAAGCACUGAAUCCCGAAGUGCUCCAACAAAUUUGGAUUCCGAUCCCAGUUAUCAAUUAGAUCCAACUCUUUGGGCUAAUAAUAAAUUUGAUGAAAGUAUUUCUAAUCCGACAGGAACAAACGCUGGUAGUUCUCAAUAUUACCCGCCAGAGCCAGCUACCAACAGACUGCCAGUGGAAGAUUCCGGUAGACCUGAAAAUAGUCAACGGUAUCCUCAGUCCUCCCCAGACCCCACAAAUACUAGAUACGUUCCACCACAGCCUGAAACUUCCAUACCAAACAGAGCAUCAUAUGUGCCAGUUCUUCCUCCUGUUAGGAACACAGCAGCGGAAAUCUCACAUUUACCUCACGAAGAUUAUUCAGAGGACAGAGGCAAAGAUGCCAUGCGGCAUACGAUAUCUCUAGAUCGCAGCAAUUCUCAAAGACCUCCUGCAGACAGAUCACCAUCCGAUCCAAGAGAUUUAAUAUGGAAUUCCGGAAUUAAACCAGCUCAGAAUGAUAUCCAUCCUAACAGUGAAUCUGCGGUGCCGACGCGAGGUCAUUCUGAUGUAAGAUUGCCACAGAAUGAGCAACCACUUCUUGCUCCAGAUUUAAAUAAAAAUUUUGAUUCGUCAGAAGAAGUGCUGCGCAACUUGCAGCACAAUGAAAGGCCUGAAGCAGAUGUGGACAGUCAAGAAAUCUCAAAUCCUACAAAUCGGCUCCCUAAUCCUUCUGUAACGCAUUACGAUUCAGUUUAUCCUUCAUAUACAGAUGAAAACUUGUCUAACAGGGAAGAAUCCAAUUUUGCACCUCACCGUAGACAAGAAACUGUACCUACGGCUACUAGAAACUCAGUGUCUUCCCGUAGUCAACCUCAGAUCGAUGAGUCGACAAGGCCAAAAGAUGACAUUAAUGAUGCAAAUAUUGGCGGUCGUCAGAUUUCUAGAUAUCAGCCACCUCUUCAAAGAGCUGGAUCAAGAUAUAGACCUGAAGAUUCAGAAAGAACAUCAAGCUCCAGAGAUCAAACGAAUCCAACAGACCAACCAGCAUAUAUAGCUACGAGAGGCCGUGGAUCGGUUAGACAGCAGUCAGGAAAUGCACUUUCAAAAUCGCGCGGUUCUUCUAGACAUCAAGCCGAGCGUUCAACAGAGACGCCAGUUAGAACAAGAAACACGCAGCCUCACGACUAUGAUCGGGCACCUACCCGAACGCGAGGUACACAACGGUACCAACCUGAUCCCACUGAGACUGGUUCAAGAGUCAGCUCUAGAAGACAACCCGUAAAUCUAAAUUCCGGAAGUGAUACUGUCCAUGCACCUGUUGCUCCUGCUCAUCGUCAAAGAUUACCUGUUCAUAGCGAUACUGUAGCUGAAGAUCAUCAGCCUGCAAGACCUAGCGUAAAUACGAGAUACGAGCCUUCGGCACUUACAUUACACGACGCAGGUGACCUGAAAGACACCCUGCGUUCAGAGCCUGAAUAUGAAAUCAGAGACUACAAUGCACAGCCACAUCUUGAAGAUGCCGGAAAUUUGCGAAGCCUUCUGCGUACAAGCCCUCAAGCUGAAGUCAGGAAUCACGAGCAGCCAUAUGUAGAAGAACCAGCAGAAGAACAUAACGACCGAAACAAAUACGUGCCUGAAUAUCACACGCCGAGGGUACGCACUAGGAAUGAAAAUUUCGAUCAGCAACGAAAUUCGCCAAGAGAACAACCCGAGCGUUCUCGCACGAAUCGUAAUCAGCAUACACCAAGUCAAUUACCUCAGUACCAAGAACCCCAGAAUCCUCGUGUUGAUCGUAGACAACAAACAGCCAGAACCCAAUCCCGUCAACAAUCCAGAUCAAGGCAUGAAGAACCCAUUCCACAAACAGUUCGAUCAUCGGGUGGUGCUAAGUUUUCGUGUCCCGAUCCAUUUGGUUUCUUUGCCGAUCCCAUACAAUGCGAUAAAUAUUAUGAAUGUCGAAAUGGUACUGCUGUAGAAAGCCUUUGCAAUGAUGGACUUGCUUUCAAUGAAAUCAGCGCUCCAAAAUAUUUGCGAUGUGAUUCUCUAAGAGAUGUGGAUUGCAGCUCUAGACCUCAACUUCAGGAAGCUCGGCCAACCAAAAACUGCCCAAGGCGCAACGGACUUUUUCCACACGAGACAGACUGUACGAAGUUCUGGAACUGUGUAGAUGGAACAGCAACUGAAGUCCAGUGUCCUCCUGGUCUAACAUACAGCGACGAAAGGGCCACUUGCGAUUGGGCAGAUCUUGUGAAGUCUUCUUGCAAAUCAGAAGAUUUAUUGGGUUUUACUUGUCCAGAGCCAACAGCUCAUGAUCUCCAAGAUGGCGUUUACAGCCGCUAUCCUCAUCCCAGCAACUGCCGGUUGCACUUCACUUGCAUCAAGGGAAAAGAUGGCUUACGAAGGCCUAGAAUGCUUUCAUGUACCGAAGGGCUUGUUUUCGAUCCUGUAAAGGGGUCGUGUAGCAGGCCGGAUGAAGUACCAGGAUGCGAAGACUUUUACGGAAGCCGUAGUCCACCACCGAAAAGGAAGCCUUCCAGGCAACCAGUUCCGGUUGAACCGGAAGAAGAACUGGAAGAAGUCGUCACUCCGAGACCAAGGCGAAGGGGCCAGAAUCGAAGAACAAGAAAUUGAAAAUGUCCAGUUCCUGCUAACUAAACGACGCAGAAAAGUUCCAUUUAGGGAAUUCAAUUAAAGUUUAUACACAGAAACAAUCAUCAAAAAUGCAUAAUGAAGAUUUUAUUCAACCAAAACAAUGUUCUGCAAUCUUAAAUAUGAGAAGAAUCCAAAGAAUUGGUAUUAUUGUAUAUCCUUCAUCAUUAUUUGAAUAAUUGUAUAAAUAUGCAUUAAAUUUUGAAUAUACAUAAAUUAUGAGUUAUAAAUUGAGUGAUAGUAGCCUCUUAAGUCAGUGACACAAAAAAAUUAAGAAAAUUCAAAGAAUUUCGCUUUCUGCCUAAGAAAAUAGAAGACAUUUUAACAGAUAAUAAAGAAUUAAGGUGUGUUACAGUUUUUAUAAACAUCAGUUUACACACUAAGCAAUAUUGAUUCAAAUAUUAUUUUUCUUAGGAAACUUAUUAACUCUGUAAUAAGAUUUAAAUGUGCUAAUUUCUAAAACAAUCUAUAACAAAAGAAAUGAUUUUGUAUUUAUAUAUUAUUGUUGAAUUUUAAAAGUAUUUUUAUUUUAAUUUUUUAUUUUGUAAGUUUUAAUAAAAAUCAGAAUGCCUUUUUGCUGAAUUUAUCUUUAUAAUGUUGUGCUGUGUUGCCAUUUUGUGAAUCAGAAAUAUAAAAAAUGUUUAAAUAUAUUUCAUUAAUUUAUCUGCUUUGUUCAUUUCGAAGCAGUCAUUUAUGAAGAAGUCCUGUAUGUUUAGCAUAGUAAUUUCUUAUAAAAAUGUCACCUUUUUUAUACAGAAUAUAUUUUGAAGAAAUUUGAAUGUUUUUUUAUUCGCGAAUCUCGUUACAGUGAACAUUCAGGUUGUUUUUAACCUUAUAAGAGGCUUAAAAGCAAUCGUUAGUGUUUUAAUAUAUGUUCUCUGUAAUAAAGCAUACAGUUUCUGACGUUGUAAAGUAUAUUUGAGAUGUGUGAUACCCAUAUUUUGUAACAGCUACGUGAAUAAAAAAAUUCAUUUUUCUUAUU
Messenger RNA from Stegodyphus dumicola, 4239 nucleotides. RefSeq lists its product as uncharacterized. Gene Ontology annotation, molecular function: chitin binding. NCBI's taxonomy places the organism in Eukaryota, Metazoa, Arthropoda, Arachnida, Araneae, Eresidae. Gene Ontology annotation, cellular component: extracellular region. The record is from RefSeq and is a predicted model, not a curated record.